AUGGCUGCCAUCGCCAAAGCAGCGGCCUCGUUCGCCGCCAUCGCAUACCUCGAUGCCAAGCACGGCCUCGCCAACGACCUCAUGCUCGGUCGCGGCGCAUCCGUCGGCGAAUGGAGGCACAAGUAUCGCACCUGGCGCAACAAACUCUCGCUCUACGAGUACUUUGACAACCAGGCCCAGAAGCGUCCCGACGCCAUCGCCUACGUCUAUCUCGGCAAAAACUUCACCUGGGGCCAGGUCGCCAAGGACGUCCACCGCCUCGCCAACUACCUCCUCUCGCGCGGCUUCAAGGCGGGCGACCGCGUGGCCAUCUUCAUGGGCAACUCGGUCGCCAUCCUCGAGUGGUUCUUUGCUUGCAUGUGCAUCAACGUCGUGCCCGCCUUUAUCAACAACUCGCUCACCGGAAAGGGUCUCGUCCACUGCGUCUCGGUCGCGCGCGCAAAGCUGCUCGUCUACGAGCCAUACCUCGAGGGUCCCAUUGCCGACGUUCAGGACGAGCUGCUCGCCAAGUCGCCCAUCGAGAACUUUCUCAGGUACGACGACGGCCUCACGCCUCUCGACGGUGAUGCCGAAAAGCCACCUGCACAGGUAGCCAAGCCGCUGCAGAAGGUCAUCGCCUUUGGUCCCGCCGAGCUCGAGAAGUACUCGCCCAAGAGGAUUCCGGACAAGUACAGGAAGGAUGUGCAGGAGGCGACCACCGCCGCACUGAUCUACACCAGUGGCACCACCGGCCUGCCCAAGGCUGCACUCUGCUCGCACGGAAGGAUGGGCACCGCCGUCAGCGUCUGGCCCACCUUCAACUCGUUCGGCCCCAAGGAUCGCAUCUACACGCCCAUGCCCCUCUACCACUCGUCGGCGCUCUUCCUCUGCAUCUGCGCCUCCCUCUGCUCCGGAAGCACCGUCAUCAUCGGUCGCAAGUUCUCCGCACGCAAGUACUGGGACGAGGUGCGCAAGUACGACGCCACCGUCGUCCAGUACAUUGGCGAGAUUGCACGCUACCUCCUCGCCGUGCCGCCCUCCCCCCUCGACAAGCAGCACAAAGUUCGCAUGGCCUACGGCAACGGAAUGCGCCCCGACGUCUGGAACAAGUUCAGGGACCGCUACGGCGUCCGCACCAUCUCGGAAUUCUUUGCCUCGUCCGAAGGUAACGGUGCGCUCAUCAACUACAACACCGGUCCUUUUGGUGCCGGUGCCGUCGGCCGUCUGGGUACACUCGCCAGAAAGCUGCGUCCGGACUUCAAGAUCAUCCGUGUCGACCCGAUCACCGAGGACAUCUACCGCGACCCCAAAACGGGCCUGUGCGUAGAGUGUGCUCAUGGCGAGGCGGGCGAGUUUGUCAUGCGCAUCGGCAACACCUCCAUCUCCAAGUUCCAGGGCUACGCCGACAACCCGGAAGCCACCAACAAGAAGCUGCUCAAGGAUGCGCUUGCCAAGGGCGACGCCUGGUUCCGCAGUGGCGAUCUCAUGACCAAGGAUGCAGAUGGCUUCUUCUACUUUGGUGACCGUAUGGGCGAUACCUUCCGAUGGAGGAGCGAAAACGUCUCCACCACCGAAGUCGCCAACGCACUCGGCGAAGUCGUGGGCGAAGCCAACGUCUACGGUGUCCUCGUCCCCAAACACGACGGCCGUGCAGGCUGCGCUGCCAUCCCCGCAGAAUACGCCCAGGAUCUCGACUUCAAGCUCCUCGCCGCUACCGUGCGCAAGUCGCUCCCCAAAUACGCCGUCCCCCUCUUCAUCCGCAUCGUCCCCAACAUGGAACAAACCGGAACCGUCAAGCAGCAAAAAGUUCAGCUCCGAAACCAGGGCAUCCAACACAACCUCUGUGGCGAAGACAAGCUCUACUGGCUGCCCCCCAACGCAGACGCAUACCAACCCUUCCUCCCCGAACACUACAAGAGCAUCGAGGACGGAAAAGUCCAUCUCUAA
This is a messenger RNA of Moesziomyces aphidis, 1926 nucleotides long. The record is from the annotation of a GenBank genome assembly. Lineage: Eukaryota; Fungi; Basidiomycota; Ustilaginomycetes; Ustilaginales; Ustilaginaceae.